GCCCCAGCUGAAUGGGACUGAGUUUGUCUGUUUUCUCUCCCUGAGAGCAAAGUUGGGGAGGCCUCAGGCCCUGGCUGCCUCCUGCCUACCACGGAUUCCAAGGUGGUUCACGGCCUAGAUGGCUGCCAAGUCCUGCUCCCAGGCUCCGGGCGAGAUGCCUCUGACCUUCCAGGAUGUGGCUGUGUACUUCUCCAGGGCAGAAGGGCAGCAGCUUGGCCCUCAGGAGCGGGCCCUGUACCGAGAUGUGAUGUUGGAAAACUAUGGGAACGUGGCCUCGCUGGGAUUUCCGGUCCCUAAGCCAGAGCUGAUUUCCCAGCUGGAGCAAGAGGAGGAGCUGUGGGUCCUGGAUCUUCUGGGGGCUGAAGAACCAGAAGUCUUGAGAAGCCGCCAGACAGAUUCUAAGAUUGAGACUGAGAAGGAGCGAUCCAUUUUAAACCAGAAAUGUUCAGAGGAAGUAAAAACCCCAGAAUUAAUAGCACAAAAGUUCCCAAGGGCUAAUUCACAAACAGCUAACUCCCAGGAAGCUUGGGACCAUGAAGGUCAGAGAGAAGGGCGCCAUGGAAGCCCUGCUGCUCAGAGUCUGAAGAGAGGUGCUAAAAAGGACUGGCCGGUCUGUAGGGAGCAACUUCCUGAGAACGCUCCGGCUUCUGCAUUUGACAGACACUUGAACCCCAGCCAAGGUGUCGUUACAAUCCCAAGAAGUAAAACAGGGCAGAGGAUCUUUAAAUGCGACAUAUGCAAUAAAACAUUUAAAUAUAAUUCCGACCUAAGUCGCCAUCGCAGAAGUCACACUGGGGAAAAGCCUUAUGAGUGUGGUCCUUGUGGGCGGGCCUUUACUCACAGCUCAAAUCUUAUUCUCCACCAGCGAAUUCACACUGGGGAUAAGCCGUUUAAGUGUGAUGAGUGUGGGAAAACUUUUGGGCUCAAUUCCUAUCUCCGGCUGCAUCAGAGAAUUCACACUGGAGAAAAGCCCUUUGGGUGUAAUGAAUGUGGAAAGGCUUUCAGCAGGAGUUCAAGCCUCAUCCAACAUCGUAUAAUACACACGGGAGAGAAGCCGUAUACGUGUAAUGAGUGUGGGAAAGCCUUCAGUCAGAGUCCCCAGCUAACUCAGCACCAGAGGAUCCACACGGGGGAGAAGCCCCACGGGUGCAGUUGGUGUGGCAAGGCCUUCAGUCGAAACGCAAGCCUUAUCCAGCACCAGAGGAUUCACACAGGAGAGAAGCCCCACAAGUGCAGUCAGUGCGGGAAAGCCUUCAGUCAGAGCUCCAGCCUCUUUCUUCACCACAGGGUUCACACCGGGGAGAAGCCCUACGUGUGCGGCGAAUGUGGAAGGGCCUUUGGCUUCAACUCUCAUCUGACCGAGCACGUGAGGAUCCACACUGGGGAGAAGCCGUAUGUUUGCGCCGAGUGUGGCAAAGCGUUCAGCCGCAGCUCCACUCUGAUGCAGCACCGCAGGGUGCACACGGGGGAGAAGCCCUACCAGUGCACUGAGUGUGGGAAGGCCUUCAUCCAGAGUUCCCAGCUCACCCUGCACCAGCGUGUUCACACCGGAGAGAAGCCGUACGAAUGUGGUCUCUGUGGGAAGGCCUUCAGCAGGAGGUCAGCCCUCACUCAGCAUCAGCGGGUUCACAUGGGUGAGAACCCGCAGGAAUUUGAGUGCGGCCCAGAUUUUGUGUAUGACUCUAGCCGUCUGUCCACUGGAGAGAGACAUGGCAGGACCUUCAGCCACAGUGCAAAACUUGUUGUGCAGUGGACAAUACGAAGUGAUGAAAAAUCCGGAGGUUGUAACGAAUGUGGGAAAACUUUUAGCACUUCCUCACAGUCCAUGGAAUAUCAGAAAAUCCAGACUGGGGAGAAACCCUAUAAAUGCCAGGAAUGUGGUGGUAAAGCUGGUAGUGGGGUGUCACCCCUGACUCAACAUCAUGUAACGCGUGUUGGAGAGAAACCACAGUUGAAUGACGGAUCUGACAGAUACUUAAUUCAUAUCAAAAAGAUUUUUCAAGGAAGACAUUUUUAACGUGAUAAACAGUUUAGAAACUUUGUUUUUCUAUCAGGUAGGAUGGCAUAGUGAAAG
This is a messenger RNA of Acomys russatus (golden spiny mouse), 2074 nucleotides long. It is a transcript of the gene Znf251, whose product is annotated as zinc finger protein 251. Lineage: Eukaryota; Metazoa; Chordata; Mammalia; Rodentia; Muridae. The transcript has 4 exons. Gene Ontology annotation, biological process: regulation of DNA-templated transcription. The coding region runs from base 119 to 2017 and encodes 632 amino acids. The record is from RefSeq and is a predicted model, not a curated record.